AUGGCCUUCCACAUACUGCAUACACUCAAACAUGGAGCUGAAUUACCGAAAGAAGUCGUCAACUACAUGUAUUCUUCAGGAGGAUUUGUGAUUUUGAAGGACUUCCCAGAAGGACAUGAGUUUGGUAUUGACUACAAAUCAUGGACUGUUGGUCCUAAAUUUAUGGGUCUGAAAAUGAUACCAGCUGGUGUUCAUUUUGUGUAUUGCAGUGUAAAAGGAGCUCCAAGAAUAGGCUUCUUUCACAAUUUCAAGUCUGAAGAAAUUGUAGCGAAGAAGUGGGAUAAAGUGAAAGAGACGUUCUCCGAUGAAGUUUUGUCCGAUGAGGAGGUUAGUAGACUAAGAGCGAAUUUGAAAAAUAUUGACUCCCAUUUGGGUCCGUAUCCUUUCGAGAAUUAUCGCAGUUGGUAUGCACUUACAGAUUUUAUCACAGGAGAGACAGUAGAGAGGUUGAACCCAUUGAAAGGCCAGAUAUCUGCCCAAGCUGAGCUUGUCAGCAUGGAGACGUGCUUGAUGGAGAACGAGGAGCUCAAUGCAACUGUUGGAUGCAGCAAUAGUGUUGAUCGGGAACAUCCUACUCGCACACGGUUCGUGGAUCAGCAAGGAUUGCCAAUAAUGAAAAUAAGGGAAGGAUAUGAAAUACGAUUCAUUGGUAUACCUCAACUAAACGUGGAUGAAAACCGCGUUGGAAUUGACUACACUGAUCGAUUAGAACGUGUCAUACGACAGUUGAAUGGUGACUGGAAGCAACUGUUAGCUGAAGUUCAGUUCGCAUUCGCCUGUUUUCUGAUUGGUCAGGUUUUAUUUUUCGAAUUGAAAGAAUGUCCUACAGAUUUUUUCGUUGACAUAGUAUCACGGGAUAACUUUCUCACUACGACUUUAUCGAUGUUAUUUGCGAAUAUCAGAGAUUCCGAUAUUGCUUCAGCGGAAUUGAAAAAGAAGUCGAUGCAGUUCAAAACGUACCUUACGAAAGAAUUCAAAUGGGACUUUGAAUGCGACUGA
Cooperia oncophora is the source of this 999-nucleotide messenger RNA. The record is from the annotation of a GenBank genome assembly. NCBI's taxonomy places the organism in Eukaryota, Metazoa, Nematoda, Chromadorea, Rhabditida, Trichostrongylidae.